AUGAGCGAAACCAACGUAUCUGAAGCCUCUUCGGCCUUUUCGAGAUUCCAUCUGCCCCCGUCGCAUCCGCAGCUCAUCUCCAAGAUUCCCAAGAUUCUCCCACACGAGCGCGUUUUUCCGAUUCAGAUAGGAUCGGAGCUCUUUAAGCUCUCUGGUGCUUCACUCUCGUCAGACGCGCCCUCAUACUUCUCGCAAUAUUUCUUGUGCCAGAUCAAAACUGCCGAGGAGAAUGGCGAGGAAGUCUGCAGUGCCAUCAGGACACUCUACAUUGAUCGGGAUCCAGAGACAUUCAAGGACAUCUCCUUGCACCUCCAAGGCUACCAUGUUGCACCACGCAGUGGCACCCAUUUCGUGCGUCUCUUUGCAGACGCGCAGUUUUACACGCUGCCCAAGCUAAUGUCCCAACUUUACGAGGAGAGUAUAUUCAUGUCCAUUGGUCAUCGGGAAUUCCAGAUCCCGCGUGAUCUGUUCCAAGGACCCGGUAAUAGCCCAAACUUUUUCUCGCUUGGCUAUGCCAUCUUCUUCUCGACGCCCGAGGAGAUCUUUCCCGGUCUCAACCGCGAGGGUUUGAUCCGGCCACCAUCCAUCCAGCCGCCGGCCGUUAGAAACCGCUCAGCAGACAUCUUUGCAGAUCUCGUGAAUCUGCUCAAGGGGUAUCCCGUACACAUACGCAACGAGGAGCACCGCGCAAGCCUACUCCGAGACUGUCGUUACUUCAACUUCAAGGGUCUAGAACAGCGGCUCAUACCCCACCACAUUAGCUUCAACCAGGCGAGGCACCGCAGCGAGAUUGUGCUGCGCAUCCAGGAUAUUCUCAAGUCCGGCAUCUCCUUUGCGCCGGAUCCGGUCUCAACGCCAAUGCACCAUGGCGGCGAUGCAGCAGCAGCCGCCGCCACGGUCUCGGGCUGGAUCAACUAUGCGAGGCCGUUUGUGGAUGACGCGCCGCACGAGCUGAUUCUAGAAAUCGGCGUGGAGAACACCAAGAUCCACACGCACAUUAUGCGCGCCGAGUUCUUUGGCCAGAUCAAGGCCCGCAUCGCCAAGCUCUUCGAGGUCAUUGCCGCCAAGCUGAACCUGCCGCCCACCACGCAGCCGCUGGGCCUGCUCAUGGCCCGGGGCGGCGCCGGCAGCCAGCCCCCGACCCCGGGCCACACGGCUCUGAGCGAGGACCUGGUCCGCAUCGCCAUUGAGCCCGAUGCGUACAUUGAGCUCGACGGCAGCGUCUUCCCCACCCACACCGCUGACGCAGACGAAAUGCCCCCGGCGCCGUUUUCCUCGCAUUCGUCCAUGGGUCGUGGUAUGAGCGAGUCCGACAGUCCCGCGUCCAGCAUGAGCGGUCUGUUUGGGAAUCCGCGAAAGCGGAGGAGGCUCGACAUUACUCCCGCGGGACAGGCGGCCCCCACCGCAUCUUCAGGGGAGUGGGUGAUUAAAAAGGGCCAGUGGAGGCUCAAGAUACAAGCAUCGCAAGGAGGCAAGAGUGCAGUCGAAUGUGUGCUUGUCGCCGUGAGACUCGAGGCAUACAGCAGUGAGCAGGACAGGAACGCGCAGAGAGGCUUCUUGAGCUGA
This is a messenger RNA of Pestalotiopsis fici W106-1, 1566 nucleotides long. RefSeq lists its product as uncharacterized. The coding region runs from base 1 to 1566 and encodes 521 amino acids. The transcript has 2 exons. The record is from RefSeq and is a predicted model, not a curated record. Lineage: Eukaryota; Fungi; Ascomycota; Sordariomycetes; Amphisphaeriales; Sporocadaceae.